AUGAGGAAGGGCAGCCUCAAGCUGAGACGGAGGGACACUGAGGAACAAAAACGAUGCGAGGAGCGACUGAAAUUGGAGACGAAGCAGAUGCAGCGAGAGGAGGAAGAGCGGCGACAACGAGAGGAGGAGCGUAGAAGAGUCGAAGAACUGCGCAAGGCAGAAGCCAGAUGUAAAUAUGAAGAGGAGGUACAUCAGAAGCGCGAAGAGGAAUCAUGUCGGACGCUUGAAGAGGAGCGGAUGAGGAGGAAGAAGCACGCUGAAAAAGGGAAGAAGAGAUUCGUCACAAGGAGGCUGCCGAUGCUGCUUUCACUCGCGCUCAAUUUGAAGCAGAAGAAGCCGAGCAUCGCAGGGGGAAAGAAGAUCUUGCUUUUGUGCGGCGUGCACAGGAGGAGAGCGAGCGAGAGCAAAGAGUCGCUGAGGAACGGUAACGGCAAGAAGAAUUAA
Molecule: messenger RNA, 444 nt
Organism: Suillus subaureus
Lineage: Eukaryota; Fungi; Basidiomycota; Agaricomycetes; Boletales; Suillaceae
Exons: 2
Coding region: 1-444 (147 amino acids)
Source: RefSeq, a predicted model, not a curated record